This is a messenger RNA of Passer domesticus (house sparrow), 1581 nucleotides long. RefSeq names its product feather keratin 1-like. Bases 1276 to 1581 code for a protein of 101 amino acids. Gene Ontology annotation, molecular function: structural constituent of cytoskeleton. Gene Ontology annotation, cellular component: intermediate filament. The transcript is spliced from 2 exons. Lineage: Eukaryota; Metazoa; Chordata; Aves; Passeriformes; Passeridae. The record is from RefSeq and is a predicted model, not a curated record.
CUUCAGGAAAGAUAUUCCCUGGUUUGUUUGGCAGAGUUGUCUCCUCUCACUGCCAUCUCUGGGGGAUCCCGGCCUGUGCUAUCAGCAGGCUUGUGGAAGGAGAGCACUGUCAUAUCAAAAAUCCCUUGAUCACUCAUGUCCUCUGGGCUCAGAUGCGUCUGCUCUCACCUUCUGAGGGAUGUGUUGGCUCUUGGAAUAUCACUCUCUUUCUCCCACUGUCCUCACCCCAUGAUGCACUUUGGCUGCUCCCUUUGCACCCUGACCCAGGGGGCACACAAAGUCCUGCCUACUUUUUCAAAACACACUGCCAGUGCUGAGAACACCCCAGUGCUGCCAAGCAGGUCAGGCUGAGGGCAAUGGCAUUUGGGGUUGCCUGGAGCUGUGGGGGAUGGGGACAGCCCAGUGCUUGAAGAUGGUUUUCCUGGAAAAAAAGUGGAGUUGCCCAAAGGAUUGAGGCCUGGCAGGAUCCUGAGGUCUGGUAGGAUCCUGCAGUACCACAUGCCUAGGGAUGCUCAGGGAGGGGAUGCACUCAGAAACGCCCUGGGUACAAAACCAACUCUCAAAAUACACCAAGGACUGAUGUACUUCCCUGCCCUGCAGACAUGGAGGCAGCUGGGGUAUGCCCCAGGAAGGCAAGGGAAUGCCUUCAGUAGGCAAAUCUCCAGGGAGAGACUCUCGCUACCAGUAGCAAGUCACGCUCUAAUUUUGGGUUGGCUGUGUGUCAGCCUUUUUGUGUGAGGCCAAGCCAGGAGGGUGUGGUGUCUGCAGGCUUGUCCAAGGCAUGGCUGAAUCCCCUCCAGCAAGGGCAGCUUCAUCCUGGCCCAGGGAAGAGGGAUGCUUGGCAGCUCUUUCACAAGUCAGGGAUGCUUGCAGGACUGACAAUGUGUAUUGAAAAUGUGUCCCAUGCUUGUGUGUCCUGCAGAUUAUGGUAAAAAACAUGAAGGAAAUUGCAUUGCGGGUUGAGGAGAGAGGGAGGAACAGGGUGAUAUCCCAAGAGCCAACAGACCCCUCUGAAAGAGGGGAGAGUGUGGUCCAACAAAAGGGCGUCUUCAGGAGUCAAAGAAUUAGGGAGGGCAACAAUCUCCUUCCACAAGCCUGCUGAUAGCACAGGCCGGGAUCCCCCAGAGAUGGCAGUGAGAGGAGACAACUCUGCCAAACAAACCAGGGAAUAUCUUUCCUGAAGGAGAAGAUUUCCUUGGGCAAAGCCAUUUGAAACCAGCAAUGCUCCAAACCUGCCUGGAGAGUUAAUGCCCAGUGCAUCUGCAGCCCCAAGCCAUGUCCUGCUACAGCCCGUGCCGGCCCUGCCAGCCCUGUGGCCCCACCCCACUGGCCAACAGCUGCAAUGAGCCCUGUGUCAGGCAGUGCCAGGACUCCCACGUGGUCAUCGAACCCUCCCCUGUGGUGGUGACCCUGCCUGGCCCCAUCCUCAGCUCCUUCCCACAGAACACCGCCGUGGGAUCCUCCACCUCUGCUGCUGUUGGCAGCAUCCUCAGCUCUCAGGGAGUGCCCAUCAACUCUGGAGGCUUUGGCCUCUCUGGCCUGGGCAGUGGCCUCUGUGGCUCCAGGUGCUUCCCCUGCUGA